ACCCGGAAGUGGAGGAGGAGGCGCGGCGGCGGUGGCCGAACGGGCAGCCGCUGACGGAGCCCAACUGGGGAGCGUGUCUGGGUUGGGGGCGGGGGGCGGGGCUGAGCGGCCUGGGCAGCCAGGCCCGGACGGGGCGGGGGAGGCCAUGGCCUCCGCAGAGUUGCAGGGGAAGUACCAGAAGCUGGCUCAGGAGUACUCGAAGCUUCGGGCUCAAAAUCAGGUCCUGAAAAAAGGUGUUGUGGAUGAACAAGCGAAUUCUGCUGCUUUAAAGGAACAACUGAAAAUGAAGGAUCAGUCAUUGAGAAAACUGCAGCAAGAAAUGGACAGUUUGACAUUUCGAAAUCUGCAGCUUGCCAAGAGGGUAGAACUACUUCAAGAUGAAUUGGCUGUAAGUGAACCCCGAGGCAAGAAAAACAAGAAAAGUGGAGAAUCUUCUUCUCAGUUGAGUCAAGAGCAGAAGAGUGUCUUUGAUGAAGAUCUACAAAAGAAGAUAGAAGAGAAUGAACGGUUACAUAUACAAUUUUUUGAAGCUGAUGAGCAGCACAAGCAUGUGGAAGCAGAGCUGAGGAGUCGACUGGCCACCCUGGAGAUGGAGGCGGCCCAGCACCAAGCCGUGGUUGAUGGCCUGACGCGGAAGUACAUGGAAACGAUCGAGAAACUGCAGAAUGACAAGGCCAAACUAGAAGUAAAAUCUCAGACUCUAGAAAAGGAGGCCAAGGAAUGUCGGCUUCGAACAGAAGAAUGUCAAUUACAGUUAAAGAACCUUCAUGAAGAUUUGUCAGGUAGAUUAGAGGAGUCCUUAUCAAUCAUCAGUGAAAAAGUACCUUUUAAUGAUACAAAAUAUAGUCAGUAUAACGCUCUGAACGUUCCACUCCACAAUAGGAGACAUCAGCUGAAGAUGCGGGACAUUGCUGGGCAGGCCCUGGCUUUUGUUCAAGAUCUUGUGACGGCUCUACUGAACUUUCACACCUAUACAGAACAGAGGAUUCAGAUUUUUCCUAUUGAUUCUGCCAUUGACACUAUAUCUCCAUUGAAUCAGAAGUUCUCACAGUACCUUCAUGAAAAUGCGUCCUACGUCCGCCCUCUUGAGGAAGGAAUGCUUCAUUUAUUUGAAAGUAUUACUGAGGAUACUGUGACUGUCCUGGAGACUACUGUGAAAUUGAAAACUUUUUCAGAGCACUUAACCUCUUACAUAUGUUUUCUUAGGAAGAUUCUUCCUUAUCAGUUAAAAAGUUUAGAAGAAGAAUGUGAAUCUUCUCUUUGCACAUCUGCGUUGAGAGCCAGGAAUCUAGAACUGUCUCAGGACAUGAGAAAAAUGACAGCUGUGUUUGAGAAGCUGCAGACUUACGUCGGUCUUCUCGCCUUGCCAAGUACAGAGCCAGAUGGACUCCUUCGGACGAACUAUAGUUCUGUCUUAACAAAUGUUGGUGCUGCUCUGCAUGGAUUUCAUGAUGUCAUGAAAGAUAUUUCUAAACAUUACAAUCAGAAAGCUACAAUAGAGCAUGAACUUCCAACAGCAACACAGAAGCUCAUUACAACUAAUGACUGUAUCCUGUCCUCAGUAGUAGCAUUAACAAAUGGAGCAGGAAAGAUUGCAUCUUUCUUCAGCAACAAUGUGGACUACUUCAUUGCUUCUCUGAGCUACGGGCCUAAGGCAGCGAGUGGCUUCAUUAGUCCUCUUUCAGCUGAGUGCAUGCUGCAAUACAAGAAAAAAGCUGCCGCCUAUAUGAAGGCUCUGAGAAAGCCCCUCUUGGAGUCUGUGCCUUACGAAGAAGCUCUGGCAAACCGCCGGGUCCUUCUCAGCUCUACUGAAAGUCGAGAAGGCCUUGCACAACAGGUUCAGCAGAGUCUGGAAAAGAUUUCUAAACUGGAGCAGGAAAAAGAGCAUUGGAUGUUGGAAGCACAGUUAGCCAAAAUCAAGCUGGAGAAAGAAAACCAGCGAAUUGCAGAUAAGCUGAAGAGUACAAGCAUCGGGCAGGGGGUCGGGCCAGCCCAGGAAAAUCCCACUGGGGUGAAUGCAGGGGGCCAGGAAGAAGCCUCAACUAAGGCUGUGCUGGAGCCUAUUCACAGCACCAGUCUGAUUGGGAUUUUAACCAGGACAUCUGACAAUGAGGUUCCAGAUGUGGAGUCUCGUGAAGACUUAAUUAAAAAUCACUACAUGGCAAGGAUAGUGGAGCUGACAUCUCAACUGCAGCUGGCUGACAGCAAGUCAGUGCAUUUUUACGCCGAGUGCCGAGCACUCUCUAAGAGACUGGCCUUGGCCGAAAAGUCUAAAGAGGCACUGACGGAAGAGAUGAAAGUAGCUGGUCAGAACAUCAGCAGACUUCAGGAUGAGCUGACAACUACCAAGAGGAGUUAUGAGGAUCAGUUAAGUAUGAUGAGUGACCACCUGUGCAGCAUGAACGAGACAUUAUCUAAACAGAGAGAAGAGAUUGACACACUGAAGAUGUCCAGUAAGGGAAAUUCUAAAAAGAACAAGAGCCGAUAGUUUACACAUAGAUGGUUGGCGACUUCCUUCCAAAGCUGCUACUUUUGCGUGGAGCUGCAGGACCCAGACCGCUUGUCCAGUGUCCAGUGCCCAGUGCUGGCCGCCUUCAGGCAGCUGGGCUGCUUUUGGACCUAGUAAACUAGUCAGUGUUGUAAAUGGCCUUGAAACAUUUAAAGUAUAUUUGUAACCAGUAAUGCAAAUACAGAAUUUGAUGUUGACAGUACAAUGGACAACAAUACAUGUAUCAUGGAUAUCGUAGGUUUCCUUAUGCUGUUUUUACUGUGCACUUUUUAAAAUUAGGUUUUAAUUUCAGUAUGUAAGAACAACAAAUAUUUUGUAUAUUUUCAAACUCAAUUAUAUGGUAAUCGAUUUGGUAUCUAUGGAAUAGAUCUAUGUUUCUGGAUAAAAUGCUUAAAUUGUCAAACUGUCAUUCCUUCUUGCUAUAAUUGAAAGCAGUCUCCAGAUUCUUUUUGAAGACUUAUUCGUAUUUUCUCUCUCUCUCUCUCUCUCUCUGAGAGGGAGUGGGUCUUGCAAACUUCAGAUCUUGUGGGUUUAUUAUCAUUGUCUUAUUAUCACAGCUCUUCAGUACCUUCUCUGUGUUGGAAUAAUAGCUUAAGGAAAUUGAUGUCAAUAAAUUCGUACUUAUGUCAAA
Leopardus geoffroyi (Geoffroy's cat) is the source of this 3140-nucleotide messenger RNA. RefSeq names its product protein phosphatase 1 regulatory subunit 21 (gene PPP1R21). NCBI's taxonomy places the organism in Eukaryota, Metazoa, Chordata, Mammalia, Carnivora, Felidae. The coding region runs from base 146 to 2488 and encodes 780 amino acids. The transcript is spliced from 22 exons. Gene Ontology annotation, cellular component: membrane; early endosome. The record is from RefSeq and is a predicted model, not a curated record.